UAGGAUCUUAUGUGAAAUAAAAAGUGUUGAGUGAAAUAUGGACCAAUAGUAAUAUAGUUAAUCUUUUAUAUAGAGGUUGCUGUGGUAUCAGUGACCUUAAAUGUGGCCCCAUAUUAUGACAACUGUAGUAAAUGCCAUUACUUUCACUCACAAUGCCUCAAAAGAAGAGGCAACACGUAUCAAAAGAAAGGAACAAGAAGAAUGCCAUCCUUGAUGAUUCGGGUGAUGAAGACGAUUUCUCUGUCACCCAGAAAAUAGUAGAAUUCUAUGAGGGACAUCCAUAUCUAUUUGAUCUCCGGCACGAGAACUAUCGCAAUAACAAACUAAAGGAGGCAAAGUUGGCCGAGUUGGCAACAUAUAUUAAAUGGAAUGUGGAUAAGAUUAAAAGGAGAUUUAAGAACCUUCGAAGUGCCCAUGGCAAGCUGAAAAACCGAGCCGGGUCUUCCGGGAAAUCAGGUCAAUCGUCUUGCAGAUUAACUAGUCGACAGGAGUGGAAAAUACGGAACUUGGCCUUUCUGGAUAAUGUCAUUCAGCCUCGGUCCAUGGGACAGGAGAUGGGAAGGGCUGCUGGUGAGGAGUGUUACGAGGACGAUGAGGAUACUGAUAUUGAGUUACAAGAUAACAUAUUGGCACCGGCUAAUGAUAACGACGAGAGAGGGGCUGAAGAUUUAAGGUUGAACGAAUCAGCAAAUACUACAGGUACACUGGACGAGAGAGAGGCAUGGGGCAACUGGCUCCCUACGGUGGUGCGCAAUUGCCCGAAGGAGAAAUUCAAGCAGUUUCAAAUGGACACAUUGUCCCUCUCCCAACGCUAUCGGCCUGAAGAUGAGGCGCAACUUACAAGUAGUCAGGCUAGUCAAGGUGAAUCCCAUGCUCAACAAACAAUCAUGACGCCGGAGCCUGCGACCUCUCAUUUCUCGACCCACGCCAACUUACAGAACCCUUCCGAGCGCUUCCAAAAUACAUCCAACUGUUUCCAAAGCCAGCCAGAGCCACUAUUCCACUACGAACAGCAGCAUAUGCCAGUGUAUAACAGGCAGCCACAAUUUAGGCAUUUAAUAACCAAGCAACAUCAACAAUCCACUAGCCCCAACUCUGCUCAAACUCCCGUCGCCAAGGGCAACAUCAUCGCCUCUUCAUUUCAAUUACCGAUCAAUGAUGUGCACAACCAGAAUCUCAAUCUUGUUUCUCACACACAGCCAGGGGAGCAAAUGAGACUCCCUAGUAAUGAAAUCGGUGCACGUAGAUUCGGAAUCAAUGUUACCAGAGAGGACCAGUCAAUGCUCAACGCACCAUUUGGAAAUCGUUCGUCAUCUUCAAUCGACAAGGCAGACAAGUCUUUUUACGAGACAGAGUCUGAUACCAGUUAAUAUCUAUAUGGGACACUGAGUGCCCUGAGUACAUUGAAUAUCUGUGAGGUAAUUACACCCCCUUCAGGUGUUUGACAACAGUAACUCCCAUUUUGGGUAAUCGAAGACGAUUUUUGUGAUUAAAAGUAUGUCAUUGAAAUAUCAUUAAUAAUCGAAGUAUUACGGAAAAAAUCACUAUUUAAGGAAAAAAAGCUUUGAUAUCGUAUCCAAUCAAUAUUGCUUGUUGCCAAACUUAUGGACUGGAGUGUACAUGCAUUUGGAUUUUUGUUUGUUUCGUG
This is a messenger RNA of Owenia fusiformis, 1648 nucleotides long. The record is from the annotation of a GenBank genome assembly. NCBI's taxonomy places the organism in Eukaryota, Metazoa, Annelida, Polychaeta, Sabellida, Oweniidae.